ACUGCAGCUUGUAGUCGGAAGCUGUUGAGCAUGAAGCCAGCCGGGUUUUGUUGUUCUCUCUCUGGGUGUGUGCGGUGGAUUCCUCCGGACUCCACCCUGCCUGCCUGCCUGCUACACGCUUCCAGGAAAACCUCCCCACUGUCCGCACCGAGUUGUCGCUCCGAACCCGACAACAUUUUCAGGAAGACGUGUCCGAACAGCCAGGCGUCAGCUCGUCGUGUCGCUGGGAUUAAUUAGGACCCGGUGGACGGCUCGUAGUUUGGCAUCAUGUCCAGAUCAGAUUACCCUCCUGGGUACGAUGAGUCCCAUGGUCCACUGUACCCACCCCAGGGUGGGGGUUACCCAACUCCGCCUCCAUAUGGCUUCCCCUCCUAUGGUGGUCCCCAACCAGACCAGCCUUCUGCUCCCUACCCAGCUGGUCCAAAUGCCCCUCUGUACCCAGGCCAGCCAGGGGGAUAUCCUCCUGGACCUUACCCAGGGCAGCCUCACCCAGCUGGGCAUCCGGCUGCAGGGUACCCACCCCCUCCACCCAUGCCUCCUGUCAUCCCACCCACCAUCCCAUCAGACGUCCUGAGUUCAGGUGAUGAGUUUGCUGCACGCGACAGCAACUGGGACGACCUGAGCAUCCGACACGCUUUCAUCAGAAAGGUCUACAUGAUUCUGGCGUCUCAGCUGCUCGUCACCACAGCCUUCGUGGCCAUAUUUACGUUUGCAGAUCCUGUCAAAUCAUUCGUACGUAAAAACCCAGCUGUGUACUGGGCAUCAUACGCCAUCUACUUCGUCACCCACAUGGUGCUGGUGUGCUGUAAGGGCCCACGGAGGAAGUUCCCAUGGAACCUUAUUCUGCUUCUCCUUUUUACUCUGGCUUUGUCCUACAUGACUGGGACUAUAUCCAGUUACUACGACACUAAAGCAGUCUUUCUGGCUCUUGGGAUCACUGCUGUCGUGUGCAUUGCAGUCACAGUGUUCUGCUUCCAGACAAAGGUCGACUUCACCAAGUGUCAGGGCCUUUUCUGUGUUCUGGGGAUUGUGAUGUUUGUGACCGGCAUCAUCACAGRCAUCGUGCUUUCCUUCAAAUACAUUUACUGGCUCCACAUGCUUUACGCAGCUUUAGGAGCCAUCGUCUUCACUCUGUUCCUGGCAUACCACACACAGUUACUGAUAGGAAACAGGAAGCACUCAAUCAGUCCAGAGGAGUACGUGUUUGCUGCGCUCUCCAUCUARGUUGACAUCGUCCAAAUCUUCCUGUUCCUGCUGCAGAUCAUAGGAUCUUCCAACAAAUGAGACAACCGGUGGAAACUGGGUCAGCUCUGAGGAGUAGAACUGCUCCGCGCAUUAUUUUUUUUAUUAUUUGUUUGCAUUUUCGAAGAAAAGGUUAUUGUUUUGUAAGUCAUAAGGAGAUACAGGGAACAUAUCUAAGGGCUGAAUCUGAUUUAGUUCAAAUGUAGAUGUAGGCAUUUAAAAAUGCACACAUAUUUAUACAAUGUAAACAUGUAAAGGCGUAAGAAUGCUAACUGUUCAAGUGUUUGACCUCCUGCAGGAAUGAAGUUAAGACAAAGUGUCUAAACAUUUUUCUCUGUACAGCUCGGUGCUUCCAACAGCAGCCAACGAUCUGCUUUACUUCAUAUUAGUCUGACUAUAUCGUGUGCUUUUACACGUUGUUACAUCUAAAUACUGUUCUCUUUACAGAGGUUCAGAAAACAUGCGCCUUAUGAUUUAGAGGGUUUUAUAAACAUUUUUGAAGUAUUGUUAGCUUUGUUUGUUUGUUUGUUUGUUUGUUCAGUCAGAGAGACAGCCUCUUUCAGCAGGAUUAUUUUAAAUUUUUAUCCAAAAUUAAAAUUAAAUUAAUAAAAUUUUUAGCCAAAGCGUCAGUGUCCAAAAGCUCCUGACCGAACCAGCUCCACCCUGCUGGUUCCACAAACGUCACUCAGUAUAAAUAUGCUAAGCCAAAAAUCUAGAAAAGCCUURAUUCAAMUUCAACAUARGGUGUAAAGAAAAGUUUAGUGUAGGUGAAAGGUUGUAAAUAUACAAAUCAGUCUUUAAGAGAAGCUGUUUGCUUUCAAACAUGUAAUAAAUUGUUUAUUUGCUGA
This is a messenger RNA of Austrofundulus limnaeus, 2090 nucleotides long. Its product is annotated as protein lifeguard 3. The transcript has 12 exons. Gene Ontology annotation, biological process: negative regulation of apoptotic signaling pathway. Gene Ontology annotation, cellular component: endoplasmic reticulum; membrane; Golgi apparatus. Lineage: Eukaryota; Metazoa; Chordata; Actinopteri; Cyprinodontiformes; Rivulidae. Bases 268 to 1284 code for a protein of 338 amino acids. The record is from RefSeq and is a predicted model, not a curated record.